GACGACCUUUCCCCUAAAAUCAAUAGCAACUUGCAAACACAUGCAACAUCUAGUUACUAAACUUCACUCUUCUGUCUAUGGUGGUACUUGUCUGUUGCAUAGAGUUAUAAUGGCCACUAGUCAUGUCAAUGUUAGCCUCCUGGAGAGCCAUCUGAGCACGAAUGCAGUCAUCCCAGAUGAUUGUCCAUACGAGACUAUUGGAGGCUCAGGGGCUACCAUUGUGAGACGGCCAAGUUUGAGUUUGAGUUUGAAUAUGCUCUCCUGUGUGCCUGAGAGGGGACUAUUGCAGGUCAAUAGGAGCUACAAUUCCUCUCCUGUUGAGAGUGAGCUGUCCUCUGGCAGGAAGAGUGUGAGCGAGAGCAUAGUAAGGUGGCAGGAAGACGAAGUGAUCUCGUGGCUGGACGAAACUGGAUUUGGAGAAUAUGCCGAUAUAUUCAGAAAUCACUCUAUACGGACUGGUAGACUACUGCUAACUCUUGAGGAGUCACACUUGCUGGAGAUGGGGAUAAAUUCAGUCGGUCACAGACUGGAGAUCAUGGAUGCCCUGAACCACCUUCGUCAGGAUGCUGGGCUUGUUGACAGGAGCAAGCUGGUAGGCAUUAAGACACUAAUGAAACAGCUUGAUAUUGCUCGAGAUGAGGAGAUGCAACACCGCUACCCUAAAAGGAUAAUACUGGUCAGGCACGGAGAGUCGCAAGGCAAUGUGGAUCACACUAUCUAUCAGAGUACACCCGACCGCUAUCUUGAGUUGACAGAAAAAGGGAGAACACAAGCCUAUGCUGCUGGUAUAGAGCUCAAGGAACUGUUACACGAAGAGUCUGUCACUUUCUAUGUGUCUCCUUUCACACGCUCCAAGCAUACUUUUGAGCAAAUUAGAAAAUGUUUCCACGAUGAGCAGGUGCUACAAGUGAGAACUGAUCCUCGCAUACGAGAGCAGGAGUGGGGAAACUUCCAGGACCCGGCCAAGAUGCCCGAAAUCAUUGCUGAGAGAAGGACCAUCGGUUCAUUCUACUACCGAUUCCCUACUGGAGAAAGUGGUGCUGAUGUGUACGAUCGUGUGUCCACCUUCUUGGAGACACUCUAUCGGGACAUGGAGAAGGGUGGCUGUGGCCAGAACGCUGUCAUUGUCUCACACGGCCUCUUUUGUCGACUCUUUCUGACCCGCUACUACCACUGGUCGAUUGACAAGUUCCACAAGCUUUGGAAUUUCAAGAAUGGUCAGUAUGCCAUUAUGGAGCUGCUGCCAAGUGGCAGCUACAGACUUGUAUCCGAACUAAAAUCGAACCCUUAGCGACCAUGCAAUCUUUGUACAAUAUAGGUUGGCAAGUAUUUAGUGUUUUUUUUUAUAGACUUGAUGUUUGGUGUUACCAAUCUGAUACACAAUGAUAUUAAACAGUUAUAUAUAACA
This is a messenger RNA of Halichondria panicea, 1408 nucleotides long. RefSeq lists its product as uncharacterized. The record is from RefSeq and is a predicted model, not a curated record. The transcript has 8 exons. Gene Ontology annotation, molecular function: phosphatase activity; protein binding. Lineage: Eukaryota; Metazoa; Porifera; Demospongiae; Suberitida; Halichondriidae. Bases 41 to 1291 code for a protein of 416 amino acids.